This is a messenger RNA of Penicillium waksmanii, 390 nucleotides long. RefSeq lists its product as uncharacterized. Bases 1 to 390 code for a protein of 129 amino acids. NCBI's taxonomy places the organism in Eukaryota, Fungi, Ascomycota, Eurotiomycetes, Eurotiales, Aspergillaceae. The transcript has a single exon. The record is from RefSeq and is a predicted model, not a curated record.
AUGACCCAUGGAGUUUGCGUUGCUACCACUCACCGGGUAAGCCUCACCCGGCAGCAGUACAUAAGAGCCAACAAUGAAAUGCGCGGCAAGCGAAUCAGUGCCGCAUUUUUCCAGUACCCCAGUUCCAGCGUCAUGCCGGAACAUCUCGUGUUGGACAUACCACCUCAUAUUUUGGCUUUACGGAAGGAUAGCAAGUCGGACGCUGAAACAUUCUUUGAGAGCCUUUUCAAAACAAGUUAUAACGACGCUAUCUUGACCAAUGCUCUUACUAGCCACCCUGAGGUAGGGGCAAGGUGGUACCCAAAUGAGCUGGCCGCUACUCUGAGGAAGCUGAAUGAAGGCAAGCAGCUCGAUGUUGUGACUCUGAAGAAGAGUGCAGCUGUGUAUUAG